AUGCCUCCCAGAGCCAAGAAAACAGAAAGCAGCGCGCCUGCCAAGGCAGCUGCUACCACCAAAGCCUCGACCAAGUCUGCCGCGACCAAGGCCGCAAAAGUAACCAAAAAGACCACGACUGAGAUUCCUUCUCGCUCUCGCAAGGCUGCGCCAGCCAAAAAGGUUGAGGAGGAGGAGACCAAAGACGAUGCCGCCGAGGUCCCCGAGGUAAAUGGUGAUGCUAAAGAAGAGGUCGAGGAGACCGAGGAGACCGAGGAGGAGGUAGCCAAGCCCGCACAGAAAAAGACUGCUGCUAGCAGUAAAGCAGCUACCGCAACCGCCAGCAAGGCGUCCGUCAAGGCCAAGACCACCAAGCGCAAAGAUCGCGAUGAUGAGGACCAGAAGCCAGCCAAAAAGUCGAGGAAAGCUGUUCUGCCUGGUCCAGGCAACCCCAUCAACAAACUCCCCGAAGUUAUUCUCGACAUUUUUGUUUUUGGUGAAGGCACUUCGGGCGAACUGGGAUUGGGCAAUCAAAAGCACGAAAACAAGAAGCCGGUUGAUGUCAAGCGUCCGCGCCUGAACCAUAACCUGGACGCCCUCAAGGUUGGCGUCGUGGCCAUUAGCUGUGGUGGUAUGCACGUUGUUGCUCUUACGCACGACAACAAGAUCCUGACAUGGGGUGUCAACGACGACCGUGCUCUCGGCCGUGACACGACUUGGGACGGCGGUGUUCGCGAUGCAGACGAUUCCGACUCGGACGACGACGACGAAGGUUUCAAGGAGAUGAACCCCAACGAGGCCACUCCAGGCCGGGUAAAUUUUGACGAUGUUGUCGCGGCUGGAACCAGAUUUGUUCAGGUUGUCGCCACCGACUCUGCAUCAUUUGUCCUGACCGAGGACGGCCGGGUUUUUGGCUGGGGUACCUUUAGAGGCUCUGAUGGAAUCAUUGGCUUCACCAACACCGUUCGUGUCCAGCAGUUUCCUGUUCAGGUUGAGGGGCUCAAGAAUAUCACCCGCCUUGCCGCUGGCGCAAACCAUGUCCUGGCUCUGGAUUCAGAUGGCAAAGUCUUUACAUGGGGUAGCGGAGGCCAAUUCCAGCUGGGACGCAAAGCCAUCACUCGUGGCAACAAGAACACUGGUCUGAACCCAGAGCCCUGCGGCAGAUUUACUCGCAAGCACCACGCUGUCGCCAUCUCUGCCGGCUCGUACCACAGUUUCUACAUUGACAAUGAUGGCGAGGUCCACGCCUGGGGUCUCAACAACUACUCUCAGACUGGCCACAACGAUGACGCUGGCAGAGACGAUGCCAUGGUGCUAAACCCCAAGAUUGUCAAGUCAUUGCGCGGCAAGAAGAUUGUCUCGAUAGAAGGAGGCAUGCACCAUUCCGUGGCUGCGACCGCCGAGGGUGAAUUGCUCACUUGGGGACGCGUUGACGGCCACCAAGUCGGCCACCACGCCAGCGUCUACAACGAGGACAACACUGUCUAUGACGAGCACGAGAAGCCCCGUAUCUUGAUUGAGCCCACCGUUGCUGGUAGAGACUUCAAGACCACCUUUGUGGCUGCGGGUACCGACAACAACUUUGCCAUUACUGACAAGGGCACCGUGUAUUCGUGGGGUUUCUCGGCAAACUACCAGACUGGUCAAGGUACCACUCAGGAUAUUGAAGAGCCGACCUUGAUUGACAAUACUGCUAUUCGCGACAGGAACAUUGUCUGGGCUGGUGCAGGUGGACAGUACUCGAUAGUUGCUGCUUCCCACCCCACGCAACCCCCAGGAGUCGUUGUCAAUGGACACAUUGCACAAAAUGGAGUAAAUGGACACUAA
Messenger RNA from Pestalotiopsis fici W106-1, 1806 nucleotides. RefSeq lists its product as uncharacterized. NCBI's taxonomy places the organism in Eukaryota, Fungi, Ascomycota, Sordariomycetes, Amphisphaeriales, Sporocadaceae. The transcript has 2 exons. The coding region runs from base 1 to 1806 and encodes 601 amino acids. Gene Ontology annotation, cellular component: cytoplasm. The record is from RefSeq and is a predicted model, not a curated record. Gene Ontology annotation, molecular function: guanyl-nucleotide exchange factor activity.